Messenger RNA from Spinacia oleracea (spinach), 839 nucleotides. RefSeq lists its product as uncharacterized. Gene Ontology annotation, cellular component: mitochondrion. The record is from RefSeq and is a predicted model, not a curated record. Gene Ontology annotation, molecular function: 2 iron, 2 sulfur cluster binding; electron transfer activity. Gene Ontology annotation, biological process: P450-containing electron transport chain. Lineage: Eukaryota; Viridiplantae; Streptophyta; Magnoliopsida; Caryophyllales; Amaranthaceae. The transcript has a single exon. Bases 61 to 564 code for a protein of 167 amino acids.
UGUUUACUUACCCGACCCAAACCAUUUCCCCACAUCGCCAACCCCAACUCAACCUCAACAAUGGCGAUCGCAGGUCUCCAACGUCUCUCCACCCACCUUCACCGCACCACCGCUACUUCCUCCACUUUCUCUCUCCUCUCCAAAUCCCUCCUCACCCGCACCACCACAACCGCCGCUGCUACAUCCACCGGCGGCUCCAGGAAAGUCUCGGAUCGAAUCGUAAAACUCUUCGCAAUCGAUUUCGAAGGGCAAAAGCGCGAAAUCAUCGGUCUCACAGGACAAACCCUACUGAAAGCCCUAACAAAUCACGGUCUAAUUGAUCCUGCUUCUCACCGCUUGGAAGAGAUCGACGCCUGCUCCUCUGAAUGCGAAGUUCACAUUGCUCAAGAAUGGCUCCAGAAGCUUCCUGAGGCUUCAUAUGACGAGCAGUAUGUGCUGCGUAGGAAUCAGCGCAACCGUGUUCUUAACAAGCACGCCAGGUUGGGCUGUCAGGUUGUCCUCACUCAGGAGCAUCAAGGUAUGGUUGUCGCUCUUCCCGAACCUAAGCCAUGGGAUACUCCCUAAUUUUGUUUGGUUAGGGUCUUCAAGUUCGGAAAUUGUAAGCCUUUCUUUGGUAUUCCAGUAUUCCUUGAUUUUGAUAAUAAGGGUUUGAUACAAUUGACCAAUUUGGGGUGCUUAUUCUGGGUUGUUAUUGUUAUGAUGACGACGAUGCGUAAUUGCUGUUAACAAUGUGGAAUUUUUGUAAGUUCUGAUUAACAUUUGCUGCAUUCCAGAUUCUGUUGAAUUAUUAAACUUUGAAAUUUCUUAUAAUUGGGCAGACUAUGUUGGAUUUAUUGUGA